Molecule: messenger RNA, 2443 nt
Organism: Hypomesus transpacificus
Lineage: Eukaryota; Metazoa; Chordata; Actinopteri; Osmeriformes; Osmeridae
Product: serine/threonine-protein kinase 19-like
Exons: 6
Coding region: 211-978 (255 amino acids)
Biological process (GO): protein phosphorylation; positive regulation of Ras protein signal transduction
Molecular function (GO): protein serine/threonine kinase activity
Source: RefSeq, a predicted model, not a curated record
AGAAGAAGAGAAACUGUUGGUGGCCGAGGUUUGUUUUUGAAAAACGAUCUCAUUACUAUAAUUACCUAACCUUCCAGAGCAAUGGUACGAUCGUAUCAGAUAUGUAUGUGUAAUUGUUUAUAGAUAGGCUACUAAAUGAGCUGAUAUUGCAUUGCGUUCUUUCAAACUGUUACUGACUAGAUAGUUCUCAACCCACUUCUAUCAUUCGUUAUGAAUAGAAAAAGAGCACUUAUAUCGGACACUUUCAGAGUCAAGAAACGAAGAAUUGGGACUGCGACGUUUGGAGCUGACAGUGAUGAAGAUGAUGGACCUCUUAACGUCAGAGCCUCAUUGCAGUACCUAAUGACUCUCUUCCCUCGGAAGCUCUUCAAUGACAGCCUGCCUCAAAUUGUCCUUAAACACCAACUCUACAGCAUGCACAAUGACAAGACUUUGGUGGACCGACAGUUGAGUGAAUUGAGGGAACAGGGGGAGCUUCUGAUGUUCCAGCUAGGCUUUGACGCAGAUGCAUUUGGACUGGUGUUCACGACAGACUACAAGGCCAAGGUCUUGACAGGCGAGAGGGGAAGAGUGACCCAAGGGACAGUGGAAAAGUUUCUAGAGAAAGUGUUGCCUGCCUGCUCAGACCUUAGCUUCAACAAAGACAAGAUGCUGAAGGAGUUUCUUUUCACAGAUUCAGAGAUAACGCAACUAGUGAAGUCAGGGGUUUUGACUGUGAGAGAUGCAGGCAGCUGGUGGCUCUCCAUUCCAAACUCCGGCAGAUUUACCAAAUACUUAAUACAGGGCCGUAAAUCUGUACUUGGAAUGGUCAAGAAAUCCAAAUAUAGCAAAAUCUUAAAGGCAGACCUAGAGGAACGACGCACAAACUCACAGGUCAAAUUCCAAAUGAAAUACCACAUCCAUGACAUCAUUGGUGCAGAGCUCGUAGAAUGUAUACCAACAACUUCAGGAAAGCUCUUACGAUUUAUUGAUGCCUGAAAAUCCGUACUUUUGCAUCAUGGCCACCAAUAACGCAACUGAUCAGAUACAAAGUGGGCAUUGCACAUUUUACUUCUAGUGGGCUGUGGUUUGUUUAUAUUUAUUGCCAUAUUUGGAGUGUUUGAUUUGCCUGUUGUAAAAUAUUAUGGGUUUAUAAAAUGUAGUUGUGAAAUAAGACUUCUUUUUGAAAAGUGAUGGAUUUAGUCAAUAAAAAGUUUUAUUAAAAUGUACUGGCUUCCUCAAAAAAAGUGUCAAUGGCAUUAUCCAUAAAACCAAAAGGUCACAUUGGCUAAAAGAGGAAGUACAGCCCGAUGCCUGAAUAAAACAGUUAACCUCAUUUACUUUUAACCCUCGUCUAACAUUUCAAAUAUGUAAAUAUGCAAAAAUAUAUCAAUGUAGCAAUUCUACUUCUUUAAUCUGUUGCAUGCUAAAAGCAUUAAUUACAAAUAUAUCUAGACUAAGUGAGAUUAAGGUAGUGUUAAUCAUUUAUAGGAGGUACUGAACAGUAAUAUUCGAAGUGUUAGUUUCAAAAUACAGUGAGUGAUGUGUAACUUCUGAGAAUAAUGAAGCAAAUAGCUAAUUCACAUGGUUAUAACCAAGGAUGAUUAUAGAUUAUAUCAUUUUUGAGAGUAGCUUCGUAAAACCAUUUAGAACUUGUGAUUUAGGUGCCUUCCUUCCUGAAGUUUGUUAUGCAGUACAGAUGCUAAUGCAAAUUGUACAUGUUUAAAAAAAUAAAAAUAAAAAAGAUACCCAAACACCAUUUAAAGGUGCCCUCAUUUAGUCUCUUUAUACCCAAACAGUCCUAGCAUCAAAUAUCAUUGUAAAGAGUUACAGGCAUUACAUUUCGUAAACAUUUCAGUUUAAGCUAAACUGAGAAUGUUCUAUAAGGGGUGGCAUGUUUUUGACUGACAGUUAAAAUGUGCUGGGGGGGAUAUUCUCUUGGAAUACUGCACGACAGGCCUUUUGGAUGACUUAACAGCACAGUUGGCACAAACGGCACAGUUGGCACAAACACAAAGCAGACAUGUUGUUCGAUUUAACCAGUCAUGAGUUGCCCCAAAAUGUAUGUCAUCGUCGUCCCCCCUGCCUCAUUGACUUUAUGAUACAUGGACUUAUGUGACUCACUGUGCUCUAAAUGGAAACGUUUGUCACCUUUAAAAAGCUGUGUGGAACAUCAGGAUUACGGAGACGAAAGACAGCCUCUUCAACAUGUUGCUGUCGUCUUUAAGGUUCCUCAUUUAUGAAGUCUUUUACAUACUGUCUCUUACAAACUGUAAAUGAAUACUAGGACAUUUUAACCACAGGCUUCUGUGCAUCUUGCCAAACUUUUGCUGUACGUUUGAGGUGUAAACUUCAAGGAGACACAGCAAGUGCCACUGCUGUCUGCUGUGUAAUUGUAAAACUCUACAACUUUUAAUAUAUGCAGAAUGCAUUUUGGCAACAAGGCUUUCCACUCAAAACAAAA